AUGUCUGAUGUGGAAGAUCAACAGUCAUAUUCUGAGACUCCGGAAUUAGCCGAAGCUGAACAAGUUGACCAAGUUCAAGCUGAAGCUGAGACCGAAGAAGGAGAAUAUGCUGAAGCACAAGAACAAGAACAGAAUGAAGAAGAAGAAGACGAGGAUGAUGAAGAUGUAUUUGCUAUGGACGCACACAAAAUAACAGAUGAAGAUCAAAUCAAAGUGACUAAGAAGAAGAAUAUAAGAAAAUCUGCCGGCAUUCGAUUCCCAGGAAUACAAGAAGCAAAUGAGAUUGCUGCAGAAGCAGAUAAUGAUGAAGCAUAUGGAACUAGUGAUCCUCAAGCUAGAAGAAGAAUUGCAUUGGAAGAAAAAAUGGAUCAAGCCAUUAAACAAAGAACAACUAGACGUAGAAAAGCAGAUGAAGAUGAUAUAGAAAGAAUGCAAGAUGAUAGAAUUGAAUUAUUGAAAGAUCAUAUGAUUAAAGCUGCUAAUUUAGAUGUUGAAAAGAAUUCUCAGGGUCAAAUUGCAACUGAAAAGUUAAAAUUAUUGAAAGAAGUAAAUGAUGUGUUAUCUAGAGCCGAUUUAGCUGAUUCUAUAUUAGAUAAUAAUUUAUUAGAAGCAGUUAGAUUAUGGUUAGAACCAUUACCUGAUGCAUCUAUGCCAGCUUAUCAAAUUCAAAAACAACUUAUUCAAUCAUUACAGACCUUACCUAUCAAAACUGAUCAUUUAACAGCUUCAGGAAUUGGGAAAGUAUUAGUAUUUUAUCAACGUUCAAAAAGAACUGAACCAGUAUUAAAGAAAAUCGUCGAUAGAUUAAUUGGUGAUUGGACAAGACCUAUCUUAAAUAAAUCUGAUUCUUAUAAGGAUCGUAGUAUUAAUUUUGCUGAUUAUAAUAGAAAAUCUUAUACUAAUAAAUUAGGUAAAAGAUCAGAUAGGAAAGAAGCUAAAACAUUAUAUGAAGAAAAUGCAGAAAGAAGAAAUAGAGCUGCAAUUCCAAGUCGUAGAACUGCUCCUUAUAAGAUUGCACCAAAGGUUGAUCCUGAGGUAUUAAGAAGAUAUACUUCUAGACAAAAUGGUAGUGAUGAAAGAUUUAGAAGAAUUAAUAAUAAGUUAGUUACUAUGAGUGCUAAAAGAAAAGUAACUAGAAAAGGUGGACCUUCUAUUGAAGGUAGAAACUUACCAGGUUUUUAA
Scheffersomyces amazonensis is the source of this 1182-nucleotide messenger RNA. RefSeq lists its product as uncharacterized. Gene Ontology annotation, cellular component: nucleus. The coding region runs from base 1 to 1182 and encodes 393 amino acids. The record is from RefSeq and is a predicted model, not a curated record. NCBI's taxonomy places the organism in Eukaryota, Fungi, Ascomycota, Pichiomycetes, Serinales, Debaryomycetaceae. The transcript has a single exon. Gene Ontology annotation, biological process: poly(A)+ mRNA export from nucleus.